This is a messenger RNA of Notodromas monacha, 2506 nucleotides long. NCBI's taxonomy places the organism in Eukaryota, Metazoa, Arthropoda, Ostracoda, Podocopida, Cyprididae. The record is from the annotation of a GenBank genome assembly.
AGCUGUUCGUCAUUUGAUUUUUCAGUUGAAUCUCCGCUUUAUUAGUGCUUUAUUAGCCGUUUAAAAAAUAUCAAUCAGCAUGAGUACUUCGGACAAAGCCGAUAGCAAGACAAUUGAAUCCUUGCAGAAUCUCGCCCACCGACUCCGAAUCUUGUCAAUUGAUGCGACUAACAAAAGCAAUUCUGGGCAUCCGACGUCAUGUUGCUCAAUGGCCGAAAUUGUUUCGGUUCUUUUCUUCAACGAAAUGCGCUACAAGUUGACUGCGCCCAAGGAUCCUGCGAACGAUCGAUUCAUCCUGUCUAAAGGUCAUGCUGCUCCGAUCCUGUACGCUGCUUGGGCGGAAGCUGGUCUUUUCCCUGUUUCGGACCUGGACAACCUUCGCAAGUUGGACUCGGAUCUUGAGGGACAUCCGACUCCGAGGCUGAACUUCGUGGAUGUAGCGACUGGAUCCCUCGGGCAAGGAUUGGGUGUAGCUGCGGGAAUGGCGUAUGUCGGGAAGUACUUGGACUCGGCGGAUUACCGCACUUACUGUUUAAUUGGCGAUGGAGAAGCAGCCGAAGGAUCCAUUUGGGAAGCCCUCAACUUUGCGUCCUAUUACCAACUGGACAACCUCGUGGCCAUCUUCGACGUCAACCGUCUCGGUCAAUCAGAUCCCACUUCUUUGGGCCAUGACAUGAACACGUACAAGAACCGUUUGGAGAGUUUUGGAUUCCAUGCCCUCGUGGUUGACGGACACAACAUUCAAGAACUUCUCGACGCCCUUGCGGAAGCUAAAAAGACGAGUGGGAAACCCACGGCCAUUCUAGCCUUCUGUAAGUUCCCCUUUAUAAAUUCAAAGACAUUCAAGGGGAAAUACAUUCCGGGAAUUGAGGAUCUCGAGGGGUGGCACGGGAAACCCCUGGGUAGCAAUGGUCCAGCUGCGAUCGAAGCGAUUCAAAAGCUGAUUACGGAUCUUGACGUGAAGCCUGUUCCUGCGGCUCCAACCGAAAGUAACCUGGUUCCUGUGGAUGCAUCCAGUAUCAAAUUGUCUGAUCCUCCGGCGUACACGAAGGGAGAUAAAGUGGCGACGAGAGUUGCUUACGGAACUGCGUUGGUCAAGUUGAACAGCGAUCGUGUCAUUGCAUUGGACUGCGAUGUCAAGAACUCGACCAACUCGGAGAAGUUGCGCAAGAUUGACAAAUUGCGCCACAUCGAAUGCUUCAUCGCCGAGCAGAACAUGGUCGGGGUUGGGAUCGGGGUCGGGUGCCGACACCGGGCCAUUCCGUUUUGUUCCACGUUCGCCACGUUUUUCACGCGAGCCUUUGACCAGAUCCGCAUGGGCGCCAUUUCCCAGAGCAACCUCAAGUUCGUGGGCUCACACGCCGGCGUGAGCAUUGGAGAAGAUGGCCCGUCGCAGAUGGGCCUGGAAGACCUGGCCAUGUUCCGCACGGUUCCCAACUGCACCGUCUUCUACCCGUCGGAUGCCGUGUCUACGGAGAGAGCCGUUGAGAUCGCGGCUCGUUUGCCUGACAUGUGCUUCAUUCGAACGUCGCGACCGAAUUCCACUGUCAUCUACGACAACGACGAAUCCUUUGAGGUCGGCAAAGCGAAAGUUGUCAAGAAGUCAGACGAUGAUAAGGUGUUGGUGAUUGGAGCUUGCGUGACUCUUGAGGAAGCUUUAACUGCCUCUAAGCAACUGGCCGAAGAAGGGGUGAACAUCAGGAUUAUGGAUCCGUUUACGAUCAAGCCGAUUGACCGCGAAGGCAUCAUCGCCAACGCUCAAGAAUGUGGCGGGAAAAUCAUCACUGUCGAGGAUCAUUAUCCUGAAGGUGGAUUGGGAGAAGCGGUUCUUUCUGCUGUCGCUGAAUGCCCCGGAAUCAUUGUCAAAAAGUUGGCAGUGCCGAGAAUUCCCCGAUCUGGACCUCCAACUGCUCUGUUGGACAUGUUUGGAAUUUCUGCGAAGAGCAUUGUAGAAGCGGUCAAGUCCCUGAACUGAAGAGAUGAUAUGAUGUAACACACGUAAUAUUAUCUGCUAAUAAUAAGAGCCGUGUCGGUACUUUGCUUCAGGUUUAAGCGGUGCUUCUCGAUUUUCAGCAUUACUGUAUUUUAGAUGUUCCGGUGAAAAAGAAAAACAAAACUGUGGGCUGAGGUUUCAGUAGGGUAAUCAAAACAUGUUUACUGCCAUUUUUCGGGACAUUCCGGUUUGUGAUGGGUACUUAAUAGCUUUGCGCGUUCUGUUCUUUGAGAGGACGUCAUUAGAGAUGGUUUUUUUGUUGUUUCACAUUUGUAAACAGCACCUUGGCGUAUUUUGCUAGAGCUGAAACUGUGUUGUCAACUCGGAAUUGCUGCACUUUUCGCGAAUUCAAUUGGUAUGCCUCACUGUUUUCUCAAGCUUAUACGUGCAAUAGUAUUUUAAAGAUGAGUCCGAAGAUCGAUUACUGUCUAUCCAUCUGUGUAUCUGCUGGCCUAUUCUUACUUUGUGACUAUGCUGGAUACAUUCGAAACGAAUAAACUCGAGAAAGGUAAA